CGCGCCAAGGGCCGCUGAGCGUGACGCCGUGACUGGCCAGUGUGACACGGCAACUCUCAGGGAUCGGUUCGCAUUGCAUCCUCUACGCACAUUCGGCUCGUUUUUACGUUUCUCUGCGUUUCAGGAGCAGGGUCCCCGGCGACACACCGGAAAUGCGCAUUAUAAGAUUCCUGCUACCCACCGGAUUCGUGCACUUAGCCCGAAAUCUCGCAGUCGCAGCAACGAUGAGCGGAAACAAGGACUACAAAUCGGCCACGUCGAUUUACGAUUUCACGGCAAACUCCAUCCGGGGAGAGGAAGUCCCUUUGUCCAAAUACGAAGGCCACGUGUGCUUGAUCGUAAACGUCGCCUCGAAAUGCGGCCUCACGCCGACGAAUUACAAGGAACUGAACGAACUGUACGACGAGUACGCCGAAUCUAAAGGUUUAAGGAUUCUAGCGUUCCCCUGUAACCAAUUCAACGGGCAGGAGCCGGGGGAUAGCGAGCAGAUUUGCAGCUUUGCCAACAAUCACAAAGUAAAAUUCGACUUGUUCGAGAAGAUUAACGUCAACGGAGAUCACACGCAUCCUCUCUGGGCGUAUCUGAAGAAAGAACAAGGUGGCGUGUUGGGUGAUUUCAUAAAGUGGAACUUCACCAAGUUCAUCGUGGAUAAAGAGGGCAAGGUUGUCGAGCGACACGGCCCUAACGUCGAUCCCCACAAGCUGAAGAGUUCUCUCGAAAAAUAUUUCUAAGUUUUUUCUCACAUGAUUUGAUAAGGUAACUAUUCCUUGUAGUUUACAUGAGUUAGAUUUCAGCAUAUACUUUAAACAUAAUGUACGAAUCAGUUUUUUUUAAUUCAACAAUAUCUCUGCACGCAUAUAUUUAUAUGCGUGAAGAUCUUUUUUCUCUUGUACAUUAUGUUACAAUAAACUAUUUUUGAAUCCUUU
Messenger RNA from Vollenhovia emeryi, 926 nucleotides. RefSeq names its product probable phospholipid hydroperoxide glutathione peroxidase. Gene Ontology annotation, molecular function: glutathione peroxidase activity. NCBI's taxonomy places the organism in Eukaryota, Metazoa, Arthropoda, Insecta, Hymenoptera, Formicidae. Gene Ontology annotation, biological process: response to oxidative stress. The coding region runs from base 153 to 731 and encodes 192 amino acids. The record is from RefSeq and is a predicted model, not a curated record. The transcript has 6 exons.